Messenger RNA from Pterocles gutturalis (yellow-throated sandgrouse), 1071 nucleotides. RefSeq names its product GPN-loop GTPase 1 (gene GPN1). The record is from RefSeq and is a predicted model, not a curated record. The coding region runs from base 106 to 1002 and encodes 298 amino acids. The transcript has 13 exons. Lineage: Eukaryota; Metazoa; Chordata; Aves; Pterocliformes; Pteroclidae. Gene Ontology annotation, molecular function: GTPase activity.
GCGCAGCGCUGCCCCCCGUACGUGAUCAACCUGGACCCGGCCGUGCGCGACCUGCCCUUCCCCGCCAACAUCGAUAUCAGGGACACUGUCAAGUACAAGGAAGUUAUGAAACAAUAUGGGCUGGGCCCGAACGGUGGGAUAGUGACCUCCCUCAAUCUCUUUGCUACAAGAUUUGACCAGGUGAUGAAGUUUAUUGAAAAAAGACAAAACGCAUCCAAGUAUGUUAUUAUUGACACACCGGGGCAAAUUGAGGUAUUCACCUGGUCGGCAUCAGGAACCAUCAUAACUGAGGCCUUGGCUUCUUCUUUUCCUUCAGUCGUUGUUUAUGUGAUGGACACCUCUCGCAGUACUAACCCUAUCACGUUUAUGUCCAACAUGCUGUAUGCCUGCAGUAUCCUGUACAAGACAAAGCUACCAUUCAUUGUUGUCAUGAACAAAACGGACAUAAUUGACCACAGUUUUGCAGUAGAAUGGAUGCAGGACUUUGAGACUUUUCAGGAUGCCCUGAAUCAAGAGACAUCCUAUGUCAGUAACCUGACUCGUUCUAUGAGUUUAGUGUUGGAUGAAUUUUACAGUUCACUGAAGGUGGUUGGUGUUUCUGCUAUGCUCGGCACAGGACUGGAUGAUUUUUUUAUUCAGCUUUCUAAAGCUGUAGAUGAAUAUGAGAGAGAAUAUCGUCCAGAAUAUGAGCGCUUGAGGAAAACACUGGAGAAAGCUCAAAAUAAACAGAAGAGAGAGCAGCUGGAGCACUUGUGGAAGGACAUGGGCAGUGUGUGUGUGCAGGGCAACACACUUGCAGGGCCUGAUGAUGCUUCUGCAAUGGGUCCUUCUGAGCUGAUCCUGACACGAGGAACUCUUGAUGAUGAAGACGAAGAGAGGGAGAGUGAUACUGAUGACAUCGACCACGAAGUUACUGAGGAGAGUCAUGAGGAACCAGCCUUCAGAAACUUUAUGCAAGAGACGCGGAUGAAAUACCAGAGAAGAAGCAACCCAAGUGAAUGAGACCUUCAGAAACAGAGCCUUUGGGUUCCCUUGUAAUGGAGUUCAGAGUAAAGGAACAGCGUAAAGAAA